AUGUGUGACGCCAUUAGAUCAACGUGGAACAAUAAAGUGGCCAGGGACCUCCAGGGUCAUGGGACCGCCAUCUUUGUCAAUUUCUUGACGGCUAACCCAGGCGAACAGAAGAAGUUCUCCAAGUUCGCGUCUGUUCCAACUGCUUCCCUCAGCGGCAACCGAUACGUGCAGGAGCAAGCCAUGGUGAUCAUGAAGAAACUCGACAGCAUCGUUAACUCGGGUGACCUGCACGCCGCCACCAGUGACCUGGCUGCUAGCCACAAGGCGAUGAACGUCACCAUACCCGAAUUUAAGAAAAUUUUCCCCAUCAUCAUCGACCACGUUGUCGCCAGAGCUGGAGCCGACAGAGGUCCGUGGACGUCGGCUUUUGACGCCAUCGGUGCAGCGAUCGCCUCCCAACAAUAG
This is a messenger RNA of Gigantopelta aegis, 405 nucleotides long. Its product is annotated as hemoglobin F-I-like. The transcript is spliced from 3 exons. Gene Ontology annotation, biological process: oxygen transport. The record is from RefSeq and is a predicted model, not a curated record. Gene Ontology annotation, cellular component: hemoglobin complex; extracellular region. Gene Ontology annotation, molecular function: oxygen binding; heme binding. Bases 1 to 405 code for a protein of 134 amino acids. NCBI's taxonomy places the organism in Eukaryota, Metazoa, Mollusca, Gastropoda, Neomphalida, Peltospiridae.